Ricinus communis (castor bean) is the source of this 3622-nucleotide messenger RNA. RefSeq names its product probable LRR receptor-like serine/threonine-protein kinase At3g47570. Gene Ontology annotation, biological process: protein phosphorylation. Gene Ontology annotation, molecular function: protein binding; ATP binding; protein kinase activity. The transcript is spliced from 2 exons. The record is from RefSeq and is a predicted model, not a curated record. Lineage: Eukaryota; Viridiplantae; Streptophyta; Magnoliopsida; Malpighiales; Euphorbiaceae. The coding region runs from base 1094 to 3121 and encodes 675 amino acids.
AUACAUGGGACUUUCUUGCAGGAGUUGUUUAUCACUAUCUUUGCCAUCCUUUUGCAGCCUUCUUCUUGCUGUUCUUCAUCUCUUACCCUUCACCAUAUUGCCUGCAACCUUUGCCAUUCGCAACGCCAAUAAUCAGACCGAUCGAAUUGCACUGCAGGAGUUCAAAGACAACAUAACCGAUGAUCCACUUGGGGUCAUGAGUUCAUGGAAUAGCUCUUUUCAUUUCUGCCAGUGGUAUGGCGUCACUUGUGGCCAGAGACACCAGAGGGUGACUGUGUUAGACCUAGAAUCCCUCAAACUUUCAGGUUCCUUAUCACCAUUCCUUGGUAACUUAAGCUUUUUAAGAGAGUUGUAUCUAGAAAAUAAUAGCUUCAGUAAUGAAAUCCCUCCUCAGAUUGGCCUUUUGCGCAGACUACAAACCUUAUCUCUUUUCAAUAAUUCUAUUGGCGGCGAAAUUCCUCCCAACAUAUCUGCUUGUUCUAAUCUUGUAUAUUUAUAUUUAGAUGGGAACAAAAUGGUAGGGAAAAUCCCCUCUCAGCUUACCUCCUUGAUGAAGCUUAAAGAAUUCUUUAUUGGAAGGAACAAUUUGAUUGGUAUUAUCCCUCCAUCUCUCGGGAAUCUAUCACGUCUUAAUACACUCUACGCAGAUUAUAACAAGUUGCAUGGGGCUCUGCCUGAAUCCUUAGGCCGACUGAUGAAUAUAAAGCUUUUGUAUUUGUCUCAGAAUCGAUUUUCGGGAACAAUCCCGUCUUCAAUCUUCAAUCUGUCUUCCAUUAAGCAAAUACAAGCGGGAGGCAAUUACAUUCAAGGCACUCUUCCAAUGAGCCUAAGCAUCUCUCUUCCGCACCUCCAGAUGCUCUCCAUUGGGCAAAAUCAAUUCACUGGAUCCAUUCCAACCUCAAUUUCCAAUGCCUCAAAUCUAGUAAAUCUUGAACUAUCCGCAAAUUAUCUUACAGGAAGAGUUCCAUCUCUUGGAAAGUUAAACAAAAUUUUAACUUUAACCAUUGGUAAUAAUCAUUGAGGAAGUGGAAGAGCUGAGGACUUGAAGUUUCUUUCUGAUUUGACCAAUGCUACCGCUUUACGAAUAUUAGACAUGAGCAUGAAUGACUUUGGAGGGAAGCUGGAUCAACACGUUGCCAAUCUUUCACAGAAGCUCGAGACGAUUUUCAUAGAUAGCAAUAAAAUAUAUGGAAACAUCCCAGCUGGAAUAGAGGUUCUUGUUAACUUGAAUGUCUUCGAUGCUUCAAAUAACAAACUCUCAGGUACAAUUCCUUCCAGCAUCGGAAAACUUAAGAAUUUACAAGGAAUUUAUUUGGAGAAAAAUAAUUUCUCGGGUAGUAUUCCAUCCUCCCUUGGAAACUUGACAAGUUUGGCAGAAAUUCUUCUAUCAUAUAAUCAUCUUCAAGGAGUGAUCCCUUCUAGUCUUGCGAAUUGCACAACUUUGGUAACAUUAGAUCUUUCCAAUAACAAUCUUACUGGUUCCAUACCUCAGAAAAUCUUUGGAAUGCCAUCUUUAUCAAAAGAUCUCGAUUUAUCUCACAAUCAGUUCUAUGGUUCCCUUCCCAAUGAAGUGGGAAACUUGAAACAUUUAGGUUCGCUGGCCCUUGACCACAACAUAUUAUCAGGAGAGAUCCCCAGUGGUCUUGGCAGUUGUGCAAGUCUCGAACGAUUAGAUAUGAGUCACAACUUGUUUCAUGGAUCUAUUCCUUCGUCUUUAAGUUCAUUGAGAGGCAUUCGAAAACUGAAUCUUUCUCACAACAAUUUGUCAGGCAAGAUUCCAAUGUCUUUGACGGGCUUUAGUUCAGAAGUGCGGUUGGACAUGUCUUAUAACGAUUUAGCAGGUAUGGUACCAAUAGAAGGCAUUUUCAAGAAUGCAAGUGCAAUAUCCCUAGAAGGAAAUACGAAUCUAUGUGGUGGCAUACGUGCGCUUGGCCUGCCUGUAUGCACCUCUCAGCAACAGAAAAGGAGACUUUCUGUAAAGUUGAAAAUAAUAGUCUCUGUAGUUUCAGUAAUUAUAGGUGCAGGGCUAGUGCUUGCAUGUUUAUUUCUUUGGCGGUCAAGGAAAAGCAAAGGAGAUGCCACAUCAAGCUCUUUUGAGAAAGAACUGUUGAGGUUGUCUUAUCAAAGUCUCCUUAAAGCUACAAAUGGUUUUUCUUCGGAUAAUUUGAUUGGUUCGGGUGGCUUCGGGUCUGUAUACAAAGGGAUUCUUGAUCAAGAUGGACUUGUAAUUGCAGUGAAAGUGCUUAACCUUCUGCGUCGAGGAGCUUCAAAGAGUUUUCUAGUUGAAUGCGAGAUCUUAAGGAAGACCAGACAUCGAAACCUUGUCAAAGUACUUACUGCUUGUGCAGGAGUUGAUUAUCGCGGUAAUGAUUUCAAAGCUUUGGUUUAUGAAUUCAUGGAUAAUGGAAGCCUAGACGAUUGGUUGCAUCCAACUCUUGGAUCAGAUGAAGUGCCAAAGACUUUAAAAUUUCUUCAGAGACUGAAUAUUGCCAUUGAUGUUGCAUGUGCACUAGAGUAUCUUCAUUAUCAUUCUGGAACACCAAUUGUCCAUUGUGAUCUAAAACCAAGCAAUGUUCUUCUCGAUGGAGAAAUGACCGGUCAUGUAAGCGAUUUUGGAUUAGUCAAGUUCCUUCAGGAUGGAAAAAUCGACUUUUCUGCAAAUCAUUCCAGCUCUGUUGGAGCUCGAGGAACUAUUGGCUAUUGUCCUCCAGAGUAUGGCCUGGGAAGCAACAUAUCAACAUCCGGUGACAUAUUCAGCUUUGGCAUCCUCUUGCUGGAGAUGUUCACAGGAAAAAGGCCUACUGACGAGAUGUUUACAGAGGGAUUAAGCCUUCACAAUUUUGUCAAUAGAGCGUUGCCUGAACAAGUGAUAAAGAUUAUAGAUCCCAAUAUGCUUGGAAUGCAACUCAGUGAAGAUGCAACAUCGAAUCAUCAUCGAAACUUAAUGAACAGGAGGAAAGACAAACUUAUGGAAUGCUUGACCCCAAUAUUUGAAAUUGGACUCUCCUGUUCUACUGAAUCACCACAAGAGCGCAUGAAAAUCGGUGAUGUUGUCGCGCAACUAUCUUCUGUCAGAAACAGAUUUCUGGGUACGCGAUUACCCAGACAGAGAGAGGUUUGAAGAACCUUGCAGUAGGUAUAAAUAAUAAUAUGCUAUCUUUAUAUUCUAAUUAAGAAAAUUGUUCUUACACAGAGCACCAAGUUAUUCUCAUUAUAGAAUCAAAUUCCAGUAAGGCAUAGAUAAUACAUAAGAUGUGAAAUUCUUUAUCUUCAUCUCAGGUGCACAAGAUUGACUGCUCAGCAGUGAAAUGCUGGUUGAUAAGAAGCAUAAGAUGUUCGUUGAGAAUUUUCUUUUCCCUAGCAUUUAUCUACGUGUUAAAGAGUUAUAUCUGAUGCUUUUUUACAGUAUCUUUUUCUAGUGUUUUACCUUAUUGGUCAUAUGAUAAUUUGGGUGUAUAGAUUGAAAUGUAAUACACCCAGCAUUUUUGUUGCCAGUAGUGAUAACUUAAUCCAGCUAAAGAAUUAAAAACUUAAUUUUUGCUUCAGUAGCUUAUUGUUUAUGAUCAUGUAUUGCUUUAAAUUAUAAUCAAGCUUGCAGGGCUUAUCCUGUUUCUCUUAAAAA